AGCUUUCUUAAAGAACUAAUAGACUUUAGUUUUUAAAGCAGUUUCAUAGGUUUACAGGAAAACUAGACAGAAAAUAGAGUUGCCAUAUUCCACAUAUUCAGCUCUCACAGCCUGUGGGUUUGCUGUUGAUAACAACUUGCAUCCGUGUGGUACAUGUGACUAAUGUUAAUACAUUAUACACUGUUAUUAAUGAAAGCACAUGGCUGACGCUGGGAUUCACACUUUGUGGUUCCCAGGUCUGUCAGCUCUGAGGACCUCCCGGUCCACCAUCACAGGGUCACAUGCAAUAGUCUCACUGUUCUAAAACACCUGUCUUGUGCCUGUUUGUAUCUGCUGUGUCUCUCUUUCAGUCUGGUGACUACAGAUGUUUCCCUCUGUAGUUUUGUCUUUCCCAGAAUGCCAAGCAAUUGGAAUCACACACUUCAGACUGAAUUCUUCCACUUAGCAAUAUGCAAUUACAGUUCUCCCAUGAGGGACUAGAGAGAUGGCUCAGUGGUUAAGAGAACUUAAUACUCAUGGCAGAGGAACCUGAUUCAGUUUCCAGCACCCACAUGGUGGCUCACAGCCACGUUUACCUUCACUUUUAGGGAAUCUAAUGCAUAAAAAUAAAAACAAAAAAAACCCAACAACUGAAGUUCUUCCCUGAAAAGACAUGACUUUUGUAGUCAUGAAUAGACAAGUUUUGUUUUGUUUUUGUUUUUGUUUUUUUUUUUUAAUCAUUUACCUUUUAGAAAUUGGUUGCUUCUAAUUUGGGUAGUGUUGAAUAAAAUGCUAUGAAUAUUUGUGUUCAGGUUUUUUUUUUUUAACUUGAGCAAGAGUGAUUGCACACAGUAAGACUAUAUCUAGCAUUGUAGGAAUUUGCUAAGCCAUCUUCCAGAGCAGCCAUGCAUUCUGUCUGCAUCCCACCUAAGAAUGCUGUCCCCUGUCUUUCCCAGCAUCUGAUAUACUUUGGACAUUAACCAUUCUAACAGGUGUGUAUUGGUUAGCUUCCUUGGCAUCCCUGUAACUUCCUUGUGGAGGUGUAUGUUCAUUUUGCUCACCUGUGUGUGUGUGUGUGUGUGUGUGUGUGUGUGUGUGUGUGUGAGAGAGAGAGAGAGAGAGAGAGAGAGAGAGAGAGAGAGAAUAUACAUGGUGUACAUGUGUGGGGGUGGCCAUGCAUGUGUUAGGGUCUCUCCCAUAAGCCCACGGCUUGCUGAUUUGACUAGUGUAGUUUCCCAGUUUUUUUUCUGCGUUCCACAGAGUAGGACUACAAAUAGGCAGAACUCUGGUUCCUAUGCCUGUGUGAGCGAGCACCUUGUACCUUGUGGAGCUAUCUCCACAGCCUUUGUGCCCACUUUGUAACUGGGUGUUCUAUUUCUUGUUUUGAGGUUUCUGGUUGGUUGCUUGCUUGCUUGGGGUUUUUUUGUUUGUUUGUUUGUUUGGGGUUUUUUGUUUGUUUGUUUUGUUUUGUUUUUGAGACAGGGUUUCUCUGUGUAGCCCUGACUCUUCUAGGACUUGAUCUGUAGACCAGGCUGCCUUGAACUCACAUAGAUCUUUCUGCCUCUGCUUCCCAAGUGCUGGGAUUAAAGGCGUAGGCAGCUGCCUGGAUGUCUUGAGUUCUUUCGGUAUUCCUAUACAAGUCCUUUAUCAAAUAUAUGCUUUGUACAUAUUUUCUCCCAGUCUCUGCCUCCCUGACCCCUGUCCCCAUUCCUGGGAAUGAAGCUAGCUUCUUUAUUUUUUUUAUUUUUAUUUUUCCAUUGCUGUGAAUGGAUCCCAGGUCUUUGCCUGUGGUAGGCAAAUUAUUGUUUAAGAUACAUCUCAUACCCGUGGUUCAUCAUUUCAUAGGACAAAUACUUAAAGUGAUCAUGUCUUUGGAGUUACAACUAGAAGUUGGUUAACAAACUCAAGGUCACUUAUAUUCUGUGUGUAUGGGUGUUUGAUCUACAUGGUUCUGUGUACCACAUACAUGCCUGGUACCUGAGGAGGCCAGAAGAGGACAUUGGACCUCCUGGAAUUGGAGUUAUAGAGGGUAAUGUAGGUGCCAGGGACUGAACCUGGAUCCUCUGGAAAUCAGUCCAGCCAUUUCAUCAGCCCCAAGCUAGAUGAUUCUACUAUUUUUUUUCUAGAAUUCUUAAAGUUUUACAUUGUGUCUUCUAGUAUAUAAUUCAUUUUUUAAUGAAAAUUUAUAAUAUCAGUAUCAGGAUUUUUAUAUGUAAAUGUCUAGUUUUUAUAUUACUGUUUAUUAAAUGUCCAAUCUCUACUAUAUUUUAUUAUAUAUUUGCUUGUUUUUGAAACAGGGUUUCACUAUGUAACUCUGGCUGUCCUGGAACUCAAUAUGUAGACCAGGCUGUCCUGUAAUUCACCGAGGUCUGCCUCCUUCUGCCUCCCAAGUGCUGGCAUUAAAAGUGUGUACAAUUAUGCUCCAGCCUCUCUCUACGGUUUUAACUUCUGGAAGGAAAGAAAAAGGAAGGGAAGAAGGAAGGAUCUGUGAGUUCAAGGUCACCUACUCUACAUAGUGAGCUCCAAAGAAUAAAAAAUAAAAAAAGAAUAAAGAAGCUGAAGAGAUGGAUCAGAGCUUAAAAGCUUACAGUAUCAGGUUCAAUUCCCAGCAUCCAACAUGGUGGCUCAACCAUGGGUAACUCCAGUUCCACAGGAUCCAGUGCCUUCUGGUCCCUGUAGACAGGCACACAUGCAGGCAAAAAUACCCAUGCAUAUAAAAUAAGUACUAAAGGUUUAUUUAGAAUAAUAGUAACAAAGAAAAUGAACAUCUACCGUUACUUUGGGUCAUGAGCACAGCAUAUGUUCUGUUGGGCCAAGCAGAGCUCUAGCACCCACGAGGAAUGCAGGGAGGGUGCCUUGGCAACCACAAAGGGGGGUGGGGAGGCGCUGGGGAGGGGUAGAAGAGAUGCUCCUCCCCAUCGCCACUCUGUGACAAUACUCUUAUAACAAUGUCAUAAAGGUAGGAGCAAAGUUCUCCAAGGGACAAUGAAAUCUUCCACUCAGUAAGUGGGAAAUACCAUCUGAAACACAAGAAAGAAACCAUUCCAUAGGAAGAAUUUUGGAGCUGAGGUUCAGUGAGUUAUUUUAGCACAGUCUGCAAGUCUGGGAGGCAGCUGGUCAAGGAGACAGACAGAGAGAAGGCAGGCUGGAAAGCAUCGCCCACUCUAAGGACUGCGAACCUCGAUGGGAAGAAAAACAGAAAAAAACGAUGGCUGCCAAACUGGAAAUAGCAAAAUUCCUUCAAGAAACAAUGACAGAGAUGGCGAGGAGAAACCGAGCGAAGCUGGGAGAUGCAUCUUCCCAGCUUUCCUCCUAUGUGAAACAGGUCCAAACAGGUCACAAGCCCUCCACGAAGGAGAUAGUUAGGUUCUCCAAACUCUUCAAGGAUCAGUUAGCCCUGGAACACUUAGACCGGCCCCAGCUGGUUGCCCUGUGCAAGCUGCUGGAACUGCAGACCUUCGGAACAAACAAUCUGCUCCGCUUCCAGCUCCUGAUGACACUGAAGUCUAUAAAAGCAGAUGAUGAAAUAAUUGCCAAAGAAGGGGUGAAGGCUUUGAGUGUGUCAGAACUGCAGUCUGCGUGCCGGGCCCGGGGGAUGAGGUCGCUGGGCCUCACUGAGGAGCAACUGUGCCAGCAGCUCACAGGGUGGCUGGACCUCCACUUGAAGGAGAACGUCCCUCCUUCUCUUUUGCUCCUGUCGCGCACCUUCUACCUGAUAGAUGUGAAGCCAAAGCCUAUUGAACUUCCACCGAAUAUAGAGACUCCAAAGCCAAACCUUGGAAUACCGACACCUCCACCCCCCGAGUCAAAGGAGAACCUCACAGACUCUGCACCUCAGCUGAAGGGAACGAAGGAUGAAGAAUUUAUACAACUGCCCCCAGUACCGUCAUCACUCAUAGCACCAGCAGCAACUAUUUCCAAAGAAGCAGUAAGUAGUCUAGAGGAACCUCUCCCCAGGUAUCUGGAAGGGCACUGGGGCCACAGCAUCAUGCAUACCACAGAACACUACAAGAGUCUUGCUGCUAUCCAGACAGGAAUGCAGGCUGGACUCGAGCGAUCUUAUGGCCGCUACCUCUUCCCCUCAACUGUCCCGAAGUAGAGGGGGAAAGUCCGCACCCUGCUGGAGCAACCCAAGCAUGGAAGUCUAGAGCUAAUUACACUAUAGGCAGAUCCUUAGUUUUAUGUGUUAAAUGCAAAUAGUUCCCACAUGUUAUCUAGUUUACAUGGGCUUCUGAUGUCAGGAAAUACAAGCAGGAAAGCAAUUAAAGUUUCAGAAAAAGACACGUAAAUAGGACAUUUCUGUGCCCACUUCUCCCAUUUGGGCCAAGUAAUUUGGGGGAGGUGAGAAAGCACAAGCAAACAGUAGGAAGGUCACUGGGGGGGGGGGGUGGGUGGCUGGGGACAGAUGAACUGUGUGUGACAGGUCCACCGUAGGCUCAUCUGUGAUCCUGUGGCUGGGCUGGCACUCAGAAAGGGAUUCCAUGCUUGUUUGUAUCUCCAUCUUUAUUACCAAAGCAGUCGUACAGGUCUGAGUCUGUGGCCCCUGUCUCGUUGCUUUCCUUUGGGGAAGGUGGAGCACGUUCACUCUGAAUGUAGUUCAAGCUUUCCUGGAACUCAGGCCAGUUCUACUUCCUCACCAGCCUCGACAGGGAUUACAGGCUCAACACACAUGCACGCACACACACACAUGCACACACACACACGUGCACACACACACGUGCACACACACACACACACACUGAGCCUGGCUUGUGGCCAUUAGUUUGAUUAAGAAGCUCAAAGUAGAUGCUUGCAGAAUUUAAACUGUUUGUGACCAAAGCCUAAAGUGUUGUUUUAUAUCCAGAUCCUCCAGGCCAAGUCCCAGGAGACCUCACAGAACAGCAAGGCUGAUUCCAAAGGAGCCUAAGGAUCCCUUGAAGGUGGCGCUCCCUCUCUUCAGUCACUCCGCUCAGCAGUGGCGUCCACAAAGGAAUUCCAGCUAAGACUGUCUGGCUUGAGAUAAAGGAUCAGCCAUUAAGUCGUUGGAGGCCUUGUGACCAUCCCAGAGAUGCAAGCAGUGACACCAAGUUCAGGCCAUUUAGAGAAGCUUAAUUACAGUCCAUCUCUACUGUAUAAUUUUGUCAUCUUACUAAACGUUGCAUAAAGACACUCCCACCAAGUUGUGUUCGAA
Molecule: messenger RNA, 5149 nt
Organism: Mus musculus (house mouse)
Lineage: Eukaryota; Metazoa; Chordata; Mammalia; Rodentia; Muridae
Gene: Letm2
Product: leucine zipper-EF-hand containing transmembrane protein 2
Exons: 7
Coding region: 3188-4078 (296 amino acids)
Cellular component (GO): mitochondrial inner membrane; mitochondrial membrane
Molecular function (GO): ribosome binding
Source: RefSeq, a predicted model, not a curated record